Messenger RNA from Myripristis murdjan (pinecone soldierfish), 5030 nucleotides. It is a transcript of the gene csde1, whose product is annotated as cold shock domain containing E1, RNA-binding. The record is from RefSeq and is a predicted model, not a curated record. Bases 932 to 3541 code for a protein of 869 amino acids. The transcript is spliced from 23 exons. NCBI's taxonomy places the organism in Eukaryota, Metazoa, Chordata, Actinopteri, Holocentriformes, Holocentridae. Gene Ontology annotation, molecular function: nucleic acid binding.
CUCUGAAUACACGCUCUUUGGCAGUGGCUUUAUGCUGUGAACGUGGUGAAAUAUCGCGGUAGUACCUUCCCAUAAUCACUACGUAAUGUGCCGUGCUGCUUCAAGCGGCGCUGGUGACAGUGCUGAAAGCUGUUGGGUAUGAAGUGAAACAGAACCGAAUUUUUGUACCAUCCGCAACUGCUUCAAGUUCAGAUCAUAACGAAGAAACUAAAGAGAAACAUCCCAAAACAAGCAAAAAGUUGCAACUCUCAAGAAGUCACGGGGGAAAAAAGUAUCACUUCAAGGAUUCAAAACACAAGAAACAACCAAACACUGAAACGACCAAAGACCAAGACACAACAGCAGCCCGACUGAAACACGCUGAAGAGAAGUAAUCCUAUGCCUGCGCAAUUAUUGAGAAGACAAUAACUGAUCUGAAACCAGAAGUUUGUGCCUACUCAACAGCUUUGACAAAGCACACGUCCCAACGCUGCUCCUAGCCCUCCUCAUCCUCACCGCACCACCGACUCACCCCGGGGUGCGGAGUGGGCUGCUGUCUGCUAGUUUUUUUCCCCCUAUAGUCUCCUCAUCUUUCCCUCCCUCUUUUCUCCUCCCACUGUUUUCAUUGUAUUUUUUUUCUAAGCAGUGUUAUUGCACCUGCGUUUGCCUUUUUUAUGCGCUAGAUUUUCCCCCUUUUUUGCUUUAUGCAACCAUCUAGAAACUUGUGCCAGAAACCUGUAACAAAUAAGUGUGUGUGCACGUGAAGAGAUCUGCAGCAACUGUAUAGUCAUCGAGAUCCUGACAACUGCAAGAUUCAAGACAGCAUUUAAAGACAUCCAGCGGUGUAUCAUUGGGUGGUUACAUAAAAAUAUUACAUAACAGUCAAACAAAAAUUCAAACACCUAAUCAAGUUCAACAAGGGCUCAAGUUUGGUCCGAGUUUAUGGGAAAAUAUGGGCAGCCCCUGGAAAGGCUUUGUCGAGUUUACCUUGCCUGCGUCGCCACCCACCGCGUUCGUUAGCGCUGACCUGAGCAGCACCUCCCCUGUCGGACUCAGCCUGUCACCGUACGGCCGAUCCAUGAGUUUUGACCCAGGCAUGCUCCAUAAUAAUGGGCACACUGCAUAUGCCAAUGGCACAGGGCCUGGCAUAAGGGAGACUGGCGUAGUAGAGAAGCUCCUGACCUCCUAUGGGUUCAUCCAGUGCUCUGAGCGUCAGGCACGUCUCUUCUUCCAUUGUUCCCAGUACAACGGCAACCUGCAGGAGCUUAAAAUAGGAGAUGAUGUAGAGUUUGAGGUUUCCUCAGACAGGCGCACUGGCAAACCCAUAGCAGUGAAGCUGCUGAAGAUAAAGCCGGAAGUUCUGCCAGAGGAGCGGAUCGCGGGCCAGGUGGGGCCAGACUCGCACGCCUCUCCAUUUACUGUGCUGCAUGGUUAUAUUCAUCCAGUUGUCUCGGCGAUCCCAACACACUUGGAUGGAAAGUCGGCUCCUGGCCAGGUUCCCACUGGCAGUGUUUGUUAUGAGAGAAAUGGGGAAGUGUUCUAUCUCACCUACACCCCUGAUGAUGUGGAGGGAAACAUCCACCUGGACACCGGAGAUAAAGUCAGUUUUUACAUGGAGACCAACAAGCAUACUGGUGCGGUCAGUGCCCAUAACAUUCACCUAGUGAAGAAAAAGCAAUUGAGGUGCCAGGGUGUGGUGUGUGCCACAAAGGAGGCCUUUGGAUUCAUCGAGAGGGCUGAUGUGGUGAAGGAGAUCUUCUUUCACUACAGUGAGUUCAAAGGUGAUCUGGAGGCCCUGCAAGCUGGAGAUGAUGUAGAGUUCACCAUCAAAGACAGAAAUGGUAAGGAAGUGGCCACAGAUGUGAGACUGCUCCCCCAAGGGACAGUCAUCUUUGAGGACAUCAGCAUUGAGCAGUUUGAAGGCACAGUCACCAAGGUCAUCCCCAAAGUUCCAACAAAAAAUCAGAACGACCCAUUACCAGGUCGCAUCAGUGCCAGGAUUGGCUUCACCGACAAAGAACUGCUGUUUGGGGAGAAGGACACAAAGUCCAAGGUGACCCUCCUGGAGGGAGACCACGUGCAGUUCAACAUCUCCACUGAUCGCAGAGACAAGCUGGAGCGGGCCACCAACAUCGACAUCCUCUCUGACACCUUCAGCUUCACCAAGGAGACCCGUGAGAUGGGGGUGAUUGCUGCCAUGCGUGAUGGAUUUGGCUUCAUCAAGUGUGUGGAUCGCGACGCCAGGAUGUUUUUUCAUUUCAGUGAAGUCCUGGAGGAGAGCCAGCUGCACAUUUCUGAUGAAGUGGAGUUCACAGUUGUGCCUGACAUGCUGUCAGCCCAGAGGAACCAUGCGGUGCGCAUCAAAAAGCUGCCAAAGGGCACCGUGUCUUUCCACACCCAGUCUGAGCAGCGUUUUGUGGGUGUGGUGGAAAAAGAAAUUAUGGCUGCCACCACAAAAAAUGCAAGUCCCAGCAAGGGCAAGGAGAAGAAAAAAGACAAGGGUAAAGCUGUUGAAAAGGAAACCGAGGAGGGAAUGAUUGCAUAUGAAGACUGUGGAGUAAAGCUGACUGUUUCAUAUCACACCAAGGACCUUGAGGGAGCCUGCCACCCACUGGCGGGCGAUAAGGUGGAGUUCUCCAUCAAUGAAGUGAAGAGAACUGGCCAACAGAGUGCAGUCUCCAUCCGUAUUCUCAACCGUAAUGCCACCAACACGAAGAGACUGCAAGGAUUUGUCGCCACACUGAAGGACAACUUUGGCUUCAUUGAGACCGCCAAUCACGACCAAGAGAUUUUCUUUCAUUACAGUGAGCUGUGUGGAGACUUGGAGAACUUGGAGCUGGGUGACACUGUGGAGUACACUCUCUCCAAGGGCAAAGGAAACAAAGUCAGUGCUGAGAAGGUUACCAAAGUGGCAGCAGUGAAUGGCACUGGUGAGGAUGUAGGUGCGACAGUAAUGCUGGGGAAAGUCAUCCGUCCUUUGCGCAGUGUGGAUCCCUCCCAGACAGAGUACCAAGGGCUUAUUGAGAUCACAGAGGAAGGUGCAACUAAAGGCCAAAGUUAUCCUUUUGGCAUCAUGGGCAUGGCAAACAAGGCAGAUUGUCUGCAGAAAGGAGAAAUGGUGAAGUUCCAGGUGUGCACUGUACCCCAGACUGGACAGAAGAUGGCUUGUAAUGUGGUUCCCCAGCGCAGAGCCUUGGUGGAGUGUGUCAAAGACCAGUUUGGCUUCAUCACAUAUGAAGUUGGUGAAAGCAAGAAGCUGUUCUUCCAUGUAAAAGAAGUGCAGGAUGGCCUGGAGCUCCAGACUGGGGAUGAGGUGGAGUUCUCAGUUAUCCUCAAUCAACGCACAGGAAAAUGUAGUGCCUGCAAUGUGCGGAGAGUCAGUGAAGGACCCAAGCCGGUGGUGACCCCACGUCCUGACCGACUGGUCAACCGACUGAAGAGCAUCACCCUUGACGACGCCAGUGCCCCCCGCUUGGUCAUUAUUAGGCAGCCCCGUGGUCCCGACAACUCAAAGGGCUUCAACGUGGAGCGGAAGACUCGCCAGCCUGGUGUCAUAGAUUGAGCAAUAGAACUCACCCCACUUGGUGCUGGUGGGCUCAUUAAGGAAUGCUAUCCCAAUAGGCAACAGCAGGGGAAAAGGGAUUUUUGAUUUGACACAUGCUUGUACACACACAGACCCAUACACAUAAAACAUGCGCACACAUACAGUAACCGGCAUGUGUAACCUUUGUCCCUGUUAUACCUGCAGAGGAACUUUUCUCAUUCCACAGUUCCCUGCCUCCCAUGUAUGAUGAUUAAUAAUGAGUUGACACUGCAGUAUACAUGGGAUCUCUGAGUGUUUGCGUGUGUGUGAUGUAUCCUAGAAUUGGUUAUAGUGUGUAAUGGAGGUGUUUGUUUUUUGAGGGCCCUGCCUCUCUAAAUCAGAGUGACGGUUGUGUGUCUGUCUCUGUCCCUAUCUUAUGAAUCUGCUUUGUCUGGAAUUCUGCACCUGCAAUCUGUCCUUUAGUUUGCGUGGGUGAAUGAGUGUGACUGCUGGCAUGUAUUUGGAGCAUCUGCUCUGUUUUUCCCCCUAUAGUUUUGCUCCUUUACUCAUGGAAACUUAAAUGGUGUCAUUGUCAAGUUUCCACUACUGUAUGCUUUCCUACAAGACACAUAAAGCAAAGCGAAGUUCCCUCCAUAAGGAGGAUCAUAUUUCUCUUAUGUGCGAGCUUAAACUGAGGAUACUUCUCUGCUCGGUUUUUUGAGCAGUUUUAAAAUGCUUUAUCCAAGAGCUGAAGUGAAAGCAUGGUGUGUGAGCAUAUGUGUGUGUGUCAGAGAGAGAGAGACAUGUAUGUGAAUGUCAAAGUAGUUAAUCUAAUGGGAUUUACUUUUACCAAUCUGGAGCCUUUAGAUACCUUUUUGGUAUUCACUUGCUCCACUUAAGAAAUUUCCCAGGUGCAGAAUUCCUUUUGGCAUCUUAUAUCCGCAGUUCUUUUAUACAGUUGUUUUUUGUUUUGUUUUUUCUUGCACAUAUUUUUGCUUUUUUUCCAUUGAAACUCAAUCUGCUAAUAAUGAAUAAAGUAAGAAUAAGGUGCCUAAAAACUACAAGCAAAACAAAAAAAAUUAGAUGUAUCCUCUGUCCCCAGCCAACCGCCAAAAUAUUAAGAACAAUCUUAGGGUGGCUUUUUUCCCUAGUAGAAAUAAUACUGGUAUGCAUCCCAGAUACCUGUGGGUUGAAAUAUACUGUAUGUAAUGUGUGCUUUUUUUUCUUAGUGAAAGAUUCAAACUUCAAAAUAUAACAAAACAAAUUUAACUUAAAGAAGGGGAAAGGUAACACAGUAUUAGAGAUAAUUAAGUUUAAAAAAAAAAAAAAAGCAUAAGAAUCAGGAUAUCUGUUGUGUUCUGGAGACAUUGGUGGGUGGGCUGUUGUGUCUCUAUGCACAUUAAGUUACAGUCAAUUUAUUUCAACUUUGGAGAUCACUGGGUUCCAGUUGAACCACAUACAGAGGUUCUAUGUACUUUUGUUAAUGGUCUUGAAUGAAACAAUUGAAUUAAAGUUUUAUGAAAAUCAU